GGGUCAUAAACUGGACAGCAGUAGAAAAAGUCAGUACGAGAAAUCAACAAGAUUACAUAAAAAGGGAUCAAAUAUUUCCCUCCAAUUUCUCAACUAUAAUUCUGCAAUUCUUCCAAUUUUCCCUCCACUUCCUCAAACCCUACUUCGCUUCUCCCACCCUCUCUCCGACCCCACGCCCCCACCCUCUAACACUACUCUUGUUCGCUCUGCUGAUUAUAUGUUGAAAUGGCUCAACCCGGAGGAAAGAACGAUACAUGGAACGAGCCGAAUGCGAGUUAUUCUGAUGCCAAUUUGACCGAUGAUGAAACACAGCCUGUUGAUAGUCAAUGUUUCGCAAAAGGUGGUGAUGCCAAAGGUGAGGAGGCUCAUAAUUGGCUAAAGAUGCAAAACACUUUGCCUGUUGAUAAUCUCCUUCAGUGUACAGAUGGUUUUGAGACUCAACCAAUAAAUCUUUAUGGUGAGACCCAAGUACUAGACACACAGGUAGUUGAGAUUAGUGGUGAAACACAAGUAGUUGAGAUUGGUGGUGACACACAAGUUGUUUAUGACCAUGAUGGUGUGGAGUAUAUCCAUACUCAGUUGUUAGAUGAGUGCAACUCUGAAGUCGCAACUGAUAGUGAUUGUGAAGGAAGUGAUAGAACUGAGAUUUUAUAUGAAACUCAAGAGAUAUCUGAUGAUGACUUAAAAGACAACGCAAUGUCUGUGAGCGGCUUGAACUUGCAAAACACUAGUCUUGUUGAAGAAGCUGACUCUGGUUACAAGGUACGAUCAGAUGCUCUGAACAAAGAGAAGCAUCAUUCAGGACCUGUGCAUGGAGGCUUUACUUCUAUUCGUAUUGCAUCUAUGCGGGCCUCUGGUCUGGCUGCUCAGAGCAUGGCUCAAAUUAGAACCACUGGUGAUUCCAAUAAGAGUAACGGUUCGUUAGAGCUGCUAACUACCAAGCAAGAUGUGCCAUUUGUCUCAGGAGAUUUCUCAAAUGUGGAGAGAGAAGUUAGCAAGGCACAUGGUUGGGAAGAUAAUGCCAAACAGAGUAAAGAUGUAGGGAGUGAAAAUAGGUGCAAGCUUGGUAGCUCAGCUGUGAGGCGACUUUUCACAGAGGAUACACCAGAUGAAAUUGAAAAGCCAGAAGAUGGGAAUAAUCAUGCUGAAAAUGGAGCAGACUUGCCUCAGAUGUUUGAUUCUCAAAAUGCAUUGGCUGGGUUAAGUUAUCUUGGUUCUCAAGAACCUGGAGAUGAAUCACAGGCUAAUGCACUUGAGAUUGUUGACAGGUUUCUCAAGUUUAAUGCAGUUGAGUACGAUCAAGACAUUGACUUGGGAAAGUCAGUUGAAAAAUCAGUGUCUGUUCCCAGUGCAAAAGGGACAAAGAGUUUGGCCCAGAGAGCCACUAGAAGCACACAUGAAGUUGGUGGCAUUUUUGAUUGGGAUGACAAUCGUGAGGAUGAAGGUGGUGGGGAGUUUUUCCAAAAGAACAAGGGUCUUUUAUUUGACAAAAAAUCUUCUACUGUCCCACGGAAGCCUAGACGCCUUGACACUGACUGUGUAGGCAAAGUUGAGCUUCCAGACUCUUGCAAGAAGAAGAAAGAUUUUUCUCGCUCUAAUUCUAGGGAGAAGUCAAAUAUCAUGAGAUUGAACAAUGAGUCAGAAAAUCCAAAAUCCAGGAAUAUUUUUAUGAAGGAGCUUAACAAGCAGCUGAUUGAUAUGUAUGAAAAUGGAGUGGUUGAUAAUAAAACUGCCAAUGAUGUCCCUGACAUACCAGAUGUUGGUUUAGAUACUCAAAUGGCAGCUGAAGCUAUGCAAUCAUUAUGCUUUGGCGGUUCAUUGAAUGAACAUCAAUCCAUCACUGCAGACUUACAGAAUGGUUCUUCAAAAAGUGGAGCUAAUAAUGAGAGACAGCUUAGGCAAAGCUCCUCAAAGAAAAGAAUCCGUUCUACUCGACCUGCCACAAGACAGUCCCUGAAAACAGAGCGAACGGUUGCUACAUCAGUAAAAAGUUCUGAAAAUUCCAAGAAGCAAUGUGAUGGAGAAUUGCUAGAAACAAAGAGGAUUAGGUCAAAUGUUAGAUUACAACAUGCUCAAAAGAAAAAUAGAACAGAAGAAUCGAAGGAAGAAAGUGCUAACAGAGUUAGCAACACGGAUGAUUUUGAUAGAAGUCUCGGUGCUCCAUCAAAUGGUUGUAGGUCUUUAAAGAAAAGACCUUUUCAUGAGCAGCUUGGCUCGCUGACACCUGUUGCUAAUCGAACCAGGCAGCGCAUCGUAACAAAUAACCAAAAAUUUACUGGAAACACUUCAGAUAGCUCUCCAGAGGAGAUUAAUGAUCUGCACAGUGCCUUUACUUCUGAUAAAAGUCUGCCAGGUGAUGAUGCUUGUAAGGCUAGCACCAAAGAUGAAUUUGUUACUAAACUUGGAAAUAUGGAUUCAGCUAUGUUUAAGAGUGAUCAAAUGGCCCAUCCUAAAGGAAUAAGAAGUCGUCGGACACGGGCGUCAAUUGCACGAGAAAACUAUAAUCAGUCUAAUACAAGGUCAAGCAGAACAAUUACUAAUGGGAAUGCUCCUGUGGAUUUGAGUUUAAGAAAAAGAAGGCAUCUGACUGAAGAAAAUUUAAUGCACAAAUGUUCAGAGAAUGGACAUGCAGAGGAUCCUAACAUUAAUGAUGCUGCAGAUGAUAUAGGUGGUGCUUCAAUUCCAAAUAAUAUAGUCAAUGCCAAGGCUUCAAAGAAAUGCACUAGAAAAAGCAUCAUACAAGGAAGAAAAUCUGUUGAUGCAAUUAAAGAAAAUGGAGUAGAAGCAUCACCAAAGGAUCAAUCUAAAACAUCAGCUUCUCCAAGCACUACUCCUAUCAAUUGUAUGACACCUAGGAAUGAGGCAUCGCCUAUAUGUAUGGGUGAUGAGUAUCGUAAACGGUCAUGCAGGAGAAGUAUGUCAGGAUCAUCACUUAUUAGAGAAAUUAAUUCAUUACAUACUGUCGGUCUGCCAACAGCAUCCAGUGUGAAAGAUUCAAGGAGGCGGAGAGAAAUGACAAAUGUUCGAGUCUUGUUCAGCCGCCACCUAGAUCCAGACAUAACCAAACAGCAAAAGAAGAUUUUGACUCGCUUGGGGGCUUCUCUUGGAUCCUCUAUGUCAGAUGCCACUCAUUUUGUGACAGAUGAAUUUGUACGCACAAGAAAUAUUCUGGAAGCUAUUGCUUUUGGGAAACCAGUGGUGACACACUUAUGGCUUGAGAGUUGUGCACAAGCUUGCUGUCUUAUAGAUGAGAAGAAUUACAUAUUGAGAGAUGCCAAAAAGGAAAAAGAGUUUGGCUUUAGCAUGCCAAUUUCAUUAGCACGAGCAAGCCAACAUCCACUUUUACAGGCACAUAGAGUCUUUAUCACCCCAAAUACAAAGCCUGGUACAGAAAUAUUAGCAGGUUUGGUGAAGGCAGUUCAUGGUUUGCCAAUUGAGAGAUGCGGAAGAUCUGCUAUGAAGGAUGUGACUUUGGCAGAUGAUAUUUUAGUUUUGUCUUGUGAAGAUGACUAUGAUCUCUGUGUGCCUUUUCUUGAGAAAGGAAAAACAAUUUAUAGUUCAGAGCUUCUACUAAAUGGGAUAGUUACUCAGAAACUGGAGUAUGAAAGGUAUCAACUAUUCACAGACCAUUUCAAGAAAACACGCUCAACAGUUUGGAUGAAAAAGAAUAACAAUCAGAAUUGCCCUGUGACAAAAUCAAAGUCUUGAUUAUGAUUUCUUGCAUUCUAGGUUUUGAGUGCAGAGUUUUCCUGUCCAUAGGCCGUGUAGAUUUUACUUGUGUUUUGUGUGUUGAUUGUUGAGUCUGUAUAUGCUAAAUUAUUUGUGUCUUGUAUGUAGCUACGUGUAGUCUGUAGUUUAUUUUUCCUGAGCAAAAUUUUCAAUAAAAAGUUCUCAGGGUUUAUAUAGAGUACUUUUCAAUAAA
Molecule: messenger RNA, 3922 nt
Organism: Ipomoea nil (Japanese morning glory)
Lineage: Eukaryota; Viridiplantae; Streptophyta; Magnoliopsida; Solanales; Convolvulaceae
Exons: 9
Coding region: 226-3708 (1160 amino acids)
Source: RefSeq, a predicted model, not a curated record